Molecule: messenger RNA, 1197 nt
Organism: Aspergillus clavatus NRRL 1
Lineage: Eukaryota; Fungi; Ascomycota; Eurotiomycetes; Eurotiales; Aspergillaceae
Product: 5'-methylthioadenosine/S-adenosylhomocysteine nucleosidase family protein
Exons: 2
Coding region: 1-1197 (398 amino acids)
Biological process (GO): nucleoside metabolic process
Molecular function (GO): catalytic activity
Source: RefSeq, a predicted model, not a curated record
AUGACCCAUGCCCAAAACACAGCACCGACUACACGCCCAUCGCGCAAGCCCGCUUCCGCCAAAGAAAGGAUGGACACAGGUUCAGACUCUCAAGAGCUCAAGGAGAUCCCUCCUGAGGCCGUCACAAUAGCAAUCUUCUGUGCUCUUUCGUACGAGGCUGCUGCGGUCAGAUACACCCUCGACGAGGAAUUCGAAUGUCAUUUUCAAAGCAUUGGCCCCAAAAGAUAUCCCUAUUCUUUUGGCCGCCUGAGGGACCACAUUGUCGUGAUUGCUCGACCUCACCGAAUGGGAACCGUUAAAGCCGGUCAAUGUGCCGCCACCGUAUGUCAACAGUUUCCCAAUAUCCAAUUCGCCCUAAUGGUGGGUGUCGGAUCUGGCAUUCCAGACCCCUCUCGGCGCGACCUCCGUCUAGGUGAUGUCGCCGUCAGUAUUCCUGGAGGCAAUCAUCCUGGUGUGGUUGAGUAUGACUUUGGAAAGUAUGAGCACGACCGAUUUAUACUCGGAGGGAAUCUUGAUAAGCCGCCGGGAAUUCUGAUCAGCGCUGAUGGCAUAAUGCAAGAGGAUGAGAUAAUGGACAAACGUCGGCUGGAAAAAGUCCUGAGAGGGAUCACGAAAAAACCAGGAUUUGCACGUCCAGAUGUCGAUGACAUUCUCUACGAUAAAAAUUUCCACCAUAUCAACAAAGGCAGUGACUGUAGCGGAUGUGAAGUAGCUGAUCGGAGAAAGAUUGUGUCGCGUGCACCGCGUCCUCAUGCGAACCCUGUAGUCCACCGGGGACUUAUUCUGUCUGGCAAUAGUGUUAUCGAGAACCCAGAGGAUCGCGAUCGUUUGCGGAGGGGUUAUGAGGACGCCAUCUGCUACGAACUUGGUGCAGCCGGUAUCAUGGACGAGAUUCCUUGCCUCGUUGUCCGAGGAAUAUCUGACUAUGCGGAUACCCACAAGCAGGAUACAUGGCAUCAUUAUGCUGCGGCUGUCGCUGCAGCCUAUUGCAAGGUUCUUCUCCGCAAGGUUGAUGGACCCGAUGUGAGAGGGAUCAGUAAUAUUUACGACAGCCAGCUCUUGGCACAAUUGCUCUCUUUCAAUACAGCCACAGGAGAUCGGGGGAGCGAAGCCAAACUUCUCCCAAAUCUUGCAAGGCAAUUGGGGUUCGAUAUGCCCCAACUCUUACCAGAGAGUAGGGGACUUUCUAGGCCUUGA